This is a messenger RNA of Oncorhynchus nerka (sockeye salmon), 5270 nucleotides long. RefSeq names its product adaptor related protein complex 2 subunit beta 1 (gene ap2b1). Gene Ontology annotation, cellular component: membrane coat; clathrin adaptor complex. Lineage: Eukaryota; Metazoa; Chordata; Actinopteri; Salmoniformes; Salmonidae. The record is from RefSeq and is a predicted model, not a curated record. Gene Ontology annotation, biological process: intracellular protein transport; vesicle-mediated transport. The coding region runs from base 219 to 3077 and encodes 952 amino acids. Gene Ontology annotation, molecular function: clathrin binding. The transcript has 22 exons.
UUUCCGGUGGAAAUGAACUCCGGUGUUACGCCUUUCUGUCUCCGACGCCUUUCAUUCAUUUUGUUUUUUUUCGGGAGUGCUGUCUUUCCACGGGUAGCUAUCCCUUUGCUGUAAUCAAGGAGGAAAAACAUCUUUCAAAUUGUGGAAUAACGUCACUCACCCUAGCGACGUAUUUUCUUAUUGAAAUGACCUAAAAACAAAUUUGAAGAACAUCUACAAUGACUGACUCAAAAUAUUUUACAACAAAUAAAAAAGGGGAGAUCUUUGAGCUGAAGGCAGAGCUGAACAAUGAGAAGAAAGAGAAGAGGAAGGAGGCAGUGAAGAAGGUCAUUGCGGCUAUGACUGUGGGCAAGGAUGUCAGCUCCCUCUUCCCAGAUGUGGUGAACUGCAUGCAGACUGACAACCUGGAGCUGAAAAAGCUGGUCUACCUGUACCUGAUGAACUACGCCAAGAGCCAGCCCGACAUGGCCAUCAUGGCUGUCAACAGCUUUGUCAAGGACUGUGAGGACCCUAACCCCCUGAUCCGUGCCCUGGCUGUGCGCACCAUGGGCUGCAUCCGCGUGGACAAGAUUACAGAGUACCUGUGUGAGCCGCUGAGAAAGUGUCUGAAGGACGAGGACCCAUACGUGAGAAAGACAGCAGCAGUGUGCGUGGCAAAGCUCCACGACAUCAACGCCCAGAUGGUGGAGGACCAGGGUUUCCUGGACUCCCUCAGGGAUCUCAUUGCCGACUCCAACCCCAUGGUGGUGGCCAAUGCGGUGGCAGCUCUGUCUGAGAUUAGUGAGUCCCACCCCAACAGCAACCUGCUGGACCUCAACCCACAGAACAUCAACAAGCUGCUGACAGCCCUCAACGAGUGCACAGAGUGGGGCCAGAUCUUCAUCCUGGACUGCCUGUCCAACUACAACCCCAAAGACGAGCGCGAGGCCCAGAGCAUCUGCGAGCGGGUCACGCCCCGUCUCUCCCACGCCAACUCGGCGGUGGUGCUGUCGGCUGUCAAGGUGCUGAUGAAGUUCCUGGAACUGCUACCCAAGGAGUUGGACUACUACAACACCCUGCUGAAGAAGCUGUCCCCCCCGCUGGUCACCCUUCUCUCUGGGGAGCCAGAGGUCCAGUAUGUGGCCCUCAGGAAUAUCAACCUCAUCGUCCAGAAAAGGCCUGAGAUCCUUAAGCAGGAGAUCAAGGUGUUCUUUGUCAAGUACAACGACCCCAUCUACGUCAAACUGGAGAAACUGGACAUCAUGAUUCGCCUGGCCUCCCAGGCCAACAUAGCUCAGGUGUUGGCUGAGCUGAAGGAGUAUGCCACCGAGGUAGACGUUGACUUUGUGCGUAAGGCAGUGAGGGCCAUCGGACGCUGUGCCAUCAAAGUGGAGCAAUCUGCUGAGCGCUGUGUUAGCACCCUGCUAGACCUCAUCCAGACCAAGGUCAACUAUGUGGUGCAGGAGGCCAUCGUGGUCAUCAGGGACAUCUUCCGCAAAUACCCCAACAAGUAUGAAAGCAUCAUCGCCACGCUGUGUGAGAACCUGGAUUCUCUGGAUGAGCCGGAUGCGCGUGCCGCCAUGAUCUGGAUCGUGGGCGAGUACGCUGAGAGGAUCGACAACGCCGACGAGCUGCUGGAGAGCUUCCUGGAGGGCUUCCAUGACGAGAGCACGCAGGUCCAGCUCACUCUUCUCACAGCCAUCGUCAAGCUUUUCCUCAAGAAGCCCUCUGAGACUCAGGAGCUGGUGCAGCAGGUCCUCAGUCUGGCCACACAGGACUCCGACAACCCUGAUCUGCGUGACAGGGGUUACAUCUACUGGCGCCUGCUGUCCACCGAUCCGGUAACGGCCAAGGAGGUGGUCUUGUCCGAAAAGCCCCUGAUCUCGGAGGAGACAGACCUGAUUGAGCCCACCCUGCUGGACGAGCUCAUUUGCCACAUUGGCUCCCUAGCCUCCGUCUACCACAAGCCCCCCAACGCCUUCGUGGAGGGCAGCCAUGGCAUCCAUCGCAAGCACCUGCCCAUCCAGCACGGCAGCAUUGACACAGGCGAGAGCCCUGUGAGCGCAGGGCCAGCGGUCCCUAUUGAACAGGCCCAGUCAGUCAUCCCUUCCCAGGGAGACCUGCUGGGAGACCUGCUCAACCUGGACCUGGGUCCCCCCGUCAAUGUGCCCCAGGUCUCCUCCAUGCAGAUGGGCGCUGUCGACUUGCUGGGCGGAGGCCUCGACAGCCUGCUCGGUGGAGACCUGGGAGGAGGUGUUGGGGGAAGUCCAGCAGUGGGACAGAACUUUAUUCCCUCAUCAGUUCCCAACACGUUCGCCCCAUCGCCGACUCCUGCAGCGCUCAGCAGCGGCCUCAACGACCUGUUUGAGCUCUCCACAGGCAUGGCCAUCUCCACAGGAGGCUAUGUUACCCCCAAAUCUGUAUGGCUGCCUGCAGUGAAAGCUAAAGGACUGGAGAUCUCAGGCACAUUCUCCCGCCGACAGGGCCAAAUGUACAUGGACAUGACCUUUACCAACAAGGCCUUGCAGCACAUGACCGACUUCGCUAUCCAGUUCAACAAGAACAGUUUCGGAGUGAUCCCCACCACCCCUCUGCCCAUCCACACUCCACUGAUGCCCAGCCAGAGUAUUGAAGUUUCCCUGCCUCUCAACACCAUUGGGCCAGUCAUGAAGAUGGACCCACUGAACAACCUACAGGUGGCUGUGAAGAACAACAUUGACGUUUUCUACUUCAGCGGGCUUAUCCCACUCAACAUCUUCUUCGUGGAGGAUGGCAAAAUGGAGCGACAGGUGUUCUUGGCCACCUGGAAAGACAUCCCCAAUGAGAACGAGCUGCAGUACCAGAUUAAGGAGUGCCACUUAAAUGCAGACACGGUGUCGGGGAAGCUGCAGAACGACAACAUCUACACCAUCGCCAAGAGGAACGUGGAGGGCCAGGAUAUGCUCUACCAGUCCCUCAAGCUCACCAAUGGCAUCUGGAUCCUGGCUGAGCUCCGCAUCCAACCCGGCAACCCCAACUACACACUGUCCUUGAAGUGCCGGGCUCCUGAGGUUACCCAGUAUGUCUACCAGGUGUACUACUCAGUCCUGAAGAACUGAACUCUCUCUCCGUCCACUCACUCACUCACUCACUCACUUACCACCCUCCACUCCACACCUCUCUCCAAGAACAAACAGCAGAUGUUAGCGUUCUAGUCAUGCAUUAUUCCUCUCCACCAUCCUUACCGCCAUGGGAGAAUGUGACAUCCCCAGUCCAUCCUUAACUAAAUGUUUUAAUGUCGUAAAAUGUGGUUGAUGGUGAAGCUCUCCAAAAAAGAAACCUUUCAUAUUCACCAAGCCAUCGCCCCACCUCUUUGUACUGUAUUUCCAAUAUUGAAAAGUGUAAUAUCAUAUUUGUUUGUGUGUCUAUUCUUUUUAAUGCUUUAUAUUCUUCCGUGGUACUUUUCCUACUUGCCCAACCAUAAUCGAUUGAGUACCAUCUACCAGGCCUUGCUGGAGCCGAAAAUGCCAGUUGAACCAAUUGCUUAGUCUCCAUGAUGCAUCAAGUACCAUUUUGAGCCAAUAUGGCAGUGGUGAGAGCAGAGCCAGGGAACAUAAAAUAGAUUUUAAUGCAUUAGUGGAUUUCAUUCUGUUCUCGUUUUAGUAACCACUAUGAUAAACCACUAUUUAUGGUAGCUAUUAUUAUGUUUGCUCCCGUCUGCCAUUCCUUUUUUACUGGUGCUUGCAGGCAGCUGAUCAUUUCAUGCUUCUCAUCCCUUUUCUGAUUGCUCGACCUGCCACAACAAUAAAACACCGCUAUAGCCAUUCCUAGAUUUCCAAUAAUCCAUGUCCUUUUGCUGGUUUUGUGCUGCAGUAUUAAUGAAUAUGCCAAUAGUGAGUGUGGAAUGAGUUGUCCAUUCUGUAUUGCUGUUCUCAUGUUACAUUGAUUGCAAUGAGAUAGUAUGUAUUAUUCUUUAAUUGUAAGAUUGUUAUUGAUAUUCCAUUUUCAGCUGUUCAUCUAAACAGAACUCAAACCCAAAGCCAGGGUCAAUAUCAUUUGAUAUUUUGCUUAGUAGGGAACAACCCCAUACUGUCAUCAAUGACAUGCCUAGUGUAUGUGUUUGUGUUAUUGUGCUGUUAAAACCACCUCCCUGGCAUUGCUUUAUCCUGAACAUGGAGGAUAUGUAGUGCUUGCAGCCCACCUAAAAGACCAGGGUCACCCCUCUAUGAUUAUACUGUGCAGUGACCUGGUAUAGUUUGUAGACAUGAAGUUCUGUACAACUAAUGAAAGAUUAUUAUAUUACUACCAGAAUAAGUGUGCUUGAAAUCCAUAACAGAAAAACAGUGGCACUAUAUUCCAGUUAUGUACCAAGUCCUCAUAUGUGGAAGUUUUAUUUUACCUUUAUUUAACUAGGCAAGUCAAUUAAGAACACAUUUUUAUUUUCAAUGACUGCCUAGGAACAGUGGGUUAACUGCCUGUUCAGGGGCAGAACGACAGAUUUGUACCUUGUCAGCUAGGGGAUAUGAACGAACUUGCAACCUUUCGGUUACUAGCACAACACUCUAACCACUAGGCUCCCCUGCCGCCCCAGUGAUCUAAAUAAGUUUUAUUUAUAAAUGUAUACAAACUGAUAUGAUUUUAAUAUGCCAUAUCUCUAUGAACAUUGUUGUUAUACCUCUGCUAGUUGAGCUCAAACAUUUUAAUAAUUUGAUUUAAGCCAAUGUAAAAAGCAGUCUCAAGGGUACCAAUUGUGUUUGUGACUUUAGCUUCUUAAUUGUAUUGUUACCAUACAUGCUGAUGUGCCUGUGAACCUGCAAUAAAAGCAGUGUCCAAUGCUCGGUUUCGCUCACUCAAAACGACACUUAGCUACAUGGGAAGGUCUGAUCUUUGGCCACAGUUUGAUUGUAUGUGUCCCCAGCAAGAUGUUGGGUAACACUUUUUUGGGAUAGUCUGUAGAGCAUCUAGAUGGACUAUCAGUAACAUUUUAACUAUCUACUAACCCUAAACUUAACCCUUACACUUCUAAACCGAACCGUAACCUGGUAGUAUGACCAGAUGUUAUUAUAAAGGCGUAUUUGGUUCUGGCUUUCCCACCCAGAACUAUGUUUGAGAAAAAUAUUUAAUGUACUUACUCAUAAGCCCAGCAACCAGGAAUAGGCCAACAGAACAGCUGUAGUAAGUAAUAAUGUGACAACUGAAAUGACCGUAUGUUUUAGCCUUCUCAAGCUAGCCUGUUGAUCCUGCAUCACUCCUCAUCCCCAACUUGUCACUGUAUCCGCUCUUAUUUCAAUAAAAUGUAUGUUAUAAACUUA